AUGCCCUACCACCUCUGCAUCGAUGGCGGGGGCACCAAGACGAGCGCGUUCGUCGCGCACACUGGAACUGGACCGCGCACCGUUGUGGCGGUGGGCAAUGCCGGCCCGUCCAACUUGACAUUCGGGCUCGACGAAUGCCUCGCCGCGACGCGGGAGGCCGUGCGCAAUGCCAUAGAGGCGUUGCGUAAAGCCGACCCCAGUGCUCGGAUCGCUUUCCCUUACGAUGGCGUGCGUUUCGAAAGCGUCUGGGCAGCCUAUGCGGGAUGUACGCGACAGAGCGACCGCGACGCGCUCCUUAUCCCGCUCCAGGAGAUGUUCGGGGACGUGCGGCUGACUGGCGACGGGGAACUCUUGACCGCUCCGGCAAUUGGCGGGCCGCCCCACCGUUUCGUCACUCUCAUCUGUGGGACGGGGUCCCUAGCCUUGUUGUGGGACUACAACAAGAGGGCAGACCAGCUGGCACGCAGCGGUGGAUGGGGUCCGCUACUAGAUGACGCGGGGAGUGGAUGGGCGUUGGGGAAGGAGGCCGUCAAGAGCGUGCUCACCUUCACGGCAAACAAGUGUGACUUGAGAGAAUGGCACCGCGACAUCCUCGCGCAUUUCGGUCUCCACCGCACUACUGGCGCAGACAGACUCAUCGCCGCCAGCUCAACGUUGGAUCCUGCGAAAUCGCCAUCCGAGGGAGAUGCGCUGCGCAAGAAGCGUAUUGCGGACUGUUCGCGGAUCGUUGUCACGGCCGCAGAGGGGGGCGACGAUGAGGCUCUCCGUCUCCUCGGCGUGGUUGCGGAGCAGGUUUGUUCAACCCUCGCACCAUUGGUGGAGGUUGGGAGAGUGACAGAGAAGGAGACGAUGAUUGUCGUGGCGGGGGGACUGGGCCAGGUCCAAGUGUUUUGGAGACAGGUUGAGGACCGGUUCGCGAAGCGGGGUUGGCGGUUCCGGACGGUCAAGAUGCCUGAGCCGGGGCGGAGCGGACUCGAGGCGCUGAUUAAGUAG
Molecule: messenger RNA, 993 nt
Organism: Cutaneotrichosporon cavernicola
Lineage: Eukaryota; Fungi; Basidiomycota; Tremellomycetes; Trichosporonales; Trichosporonaceae
Exons: 2
Coding region: 1-993 (330 amino acids)
Source: RefSeq, a predicted model, not a curated record